Molecule: messenger RNA, 1413 nt
Organism: Danaus chrysippus (African queen)
Lineage: Eukaryota; Metazoa; Arthropoda; Insecta; Lepidoptera; Nymphalidae
Source: the annotation of a GenBank genome assembly
AUGGAUGUUAAACCGGUUCGGUCUAUAUCUAAUAAAGAAAAACAAACACCACGACAUAAACGUCAAAAGACAUACUUUACGUCGAGCGAAAAGAACAUGAUCAUAAAUGUAUACGAACACGUAAAGGAAACAUGGCCUGCCGACGAGUACCCGUACAAGACGAAACUAAAUGAGAAGACGGCGGCCGUGUGCGGCAUCGGCAUCGCUUCUGUAUAUAGAAUACUAAAAGAAUACGCGACCAACGAACGAGUCAAGUCACCAGUGUUAACCAAGAAGAGACCGACGUUCUCCGAAAAGAUUGACGCCAAUGAUAAAAGCUCUAUAAGGAAAAUAGUUCACGGUUACUACAUGAGGGGCGAGCUGCCUACAUUCAAAAAGAUACUACAAGCGGUCAACGACGAUGAGGAACUACCGAAUUUUAAAAAGUCAACGUUUCAUAGAAUACUGAGGCAUUUGAAGUUUAGGAACGUAAGACUCAAAGGAACAAACGCUUUAGUCGAAAAUAAUGACAUUGUAUUGUGGAGGAUAAAUUAUUUGAAAACAAUUAAAAUGUACAGAAAUGAAAACCGAAAAAUAUUCUAUAUUAAUGAAGCUGUUUUAAAUAUAGGGAACUCUGAUCCAAAGUGUUACAUGGAUACUUCAACAAACACCUCACUAAUAUCUAAAGAAGGAACCAGUACCAAGAAUACCACUUCAAGGAGUAAAAGUUUAGUUAUUUUACACAUUGGCAGUGAGACGGGGUUCCUAAAAGGUGCAGAACAUAUAAUAGAAUUAAAAACCCAAGGAGAUCCUCAUGAAUCAAUAGAUGCCAAUAACUUUGAGCAUUGGUUUGAACAGAAUGUAGCAAAACUCGGAGAGAACUCAGUUGUCGUCAUGAACGCUGCCCCUUAUAACACAAGACGAGCUGAAAAGACUCCAAGUAUAGCGUGGACCAAGGGAGAUAUACAAGAGUGGCUCCUACAUAAAGAAAUUCAUUUUGAUCAAUCAGAAGUCAAAGUAGAACUAUUGAAGAGAGUUCAUGAUGUUAAAAGAGACUUUCAAGCAUAUGCCAUAGACGAGCUCGCCAAGAAAUACAAAGUGGACAUCAUGAGACUGCCGCCUUAUCACCGUGAACUAAACCCGGGCCAACUGGUGUGGUCGGAUGUGAAGGAUCACUUGGAGAUCACCGACACCAGUUUCACAUUUGAACAAAUAAAAUCCUUGCUCCAGACCAGCAUCAGAAAUGUGUCUUCUGAUAAAUGGCAAAGCUGCAUCACACAUGUGAUCCAAGUAGAAGACUUCUUCUAUAGAAAAUUAGAUGUUCUGAUCGACAAUACAAUGGACACCUUCGGAGUUAAUAUCAGUGACACAGCUUCAGACACGGAAUCCUGUUCCUCCAGCACAGACGAGAGUCUCUUGAAAUAUAUGGAAUAA